AUGGCCUCCCAAAAAAUAACCAACGCCCUAGCGGCCAUCGAAUCCAACACACACCAAGGAACAAAGCUAGAGCAAUACAAAGAGCUCCUAAAUGACAUGGUGACAACCUCCUCCGGCCACGAACUCGCCCAAGACCUAGUGUACUUCCUCGACUCGAUCCUCAGCGAAGAAGUGAGCAUCGUCGCCGCCCGACCCCUCCUCGACAUCUUCAUCACAGUUCUCCAGACGCUCAACGCAGAGACCAAAAUAAAAGUCGGCCAACAUGCCAUCACCCUCCUUCAGACCCGCUCCGCCUCCGUCGAAGAGCAAGACUCGCAGAUUCGCGAGAUCCUCGCCGAUGCCUACGAAUCCCAAGAGGAAUAUACAGCAGCAGCACGGGCCCUGCAGGGCAUCCAUAUCGACAGCUCGCAGCGACUAGUUUCAGACGCAGCGAAAGCCCGCCUCUGGAUCCGCAUCGUACGCUACUACCUCGAAGACGAUGACACCACAACCGCCGAGGCCUUCCUCAACCGCAUCAAAAACCUGCCCUCCAAACUCGAAGACCACGAAUCACAGCUGCACUUCCAGCUGUCCCAGGCUCGAAUCCUCGAUGCCCGCCGCCGCUUCAUGGACGCCGCACAGGAGUACUUUAACGUCAGUCUAGCGCCGGGCGUUGACGAAGGAGACCGGCUUACCGCGUUGUCCGCGGCAAUCCGCUGUGCUCUUCUCGCACCCGCUGGCCCGCAGCGCUCCCGCUCCCUCGCCCGUCUCUACAAGGACGACCGCACACCAUCCGUCGAUGAAUUCGGCAUUUUGGAAAAGAUGUUCCUCGACAGACUGCUUACCGCGGAUGAAGUUGCUGCGUUUGCGAAGAAACUCGCGCCGCACCAGCUUGCUGUUACGGCGGAUGGCACGACCGUUCUCGAUAAGGCGGUUAUUGAGCACAACCUCGUUGCAGCGAGCAAGCUGUACGAGAAUAUCCGCGUCGAUGACCUCGCCUUGAUUCUCGGGUUGCAGUCUUCGGGGGAUCUGUCGGCUGGUGAGAAAGCGGAGGCGUAUGCGGCGCGUAUGAUUGAGCAAGGACGUCUGCGUGGUCGUAUUGAUCAGAUCGAUGGGGUUAUCUUGUUUGAUGCUGAGUCUGCUGGUGGCUCCUCUGCGAGUGCUUCUAAUGGGACGAAGUUGAGGCAGUGGGAUCUUGGUGUGCAGGAUCUUGCGGAGGAUGUGGAACGUGUUGCAGCUAGUAUCUCUGAUCAGUUCCCGGAAUUCGCUACGAGCCAGAUGGUGCAUUAG
Molecule: messenger RNA, 1269 nt
Organism: Penicillium bovifimosum
Lineage: Eukaryota; Fungi; Ascomycota; Eurotiomycetes; Eurotiales; Aspergillaceae
Product: PCI domain-containing protein
Exons: 2
Coding region: 1-1269 (422 amino acids)
Cellular component (GO): cytosol; COP9 signalosome
Source: RefSeq, a predicted model, not a curated record